Messenger RNA from Colletotrichum siamense, 972 nucleotides. RefSeq names its product Ribonuclease Trv (gene RNTR). The transcript has 4 exons. Gene Ontology annotation, molecular function: ribonuclease T2 activity; RNA binding. The record is from RefSeq and is a predicted model, not a curated record. Gene Ontology annotation, biological process: RNA catabolic process. NCBI's taxonomy places the organism in Eukaryota, Fungi, Ascomycota, Sordariomycetes, Glomerellales, Glomerellaceae. The coding region runs from base 1 to 972 and encodes 323 amino acids. Gene Ontology annotation, cellular component: extracellular region.
AUGACUCGAGCAUUCGGUUUCCUGGCGGUCGCCGGCCUGGUGGGCACCGCGGCUGCCGGUCUCUACCCUGGCCUGACUACCGCCAACCACAGCUGCUCUCUCGUUGAGCCUGUUCUGUCAUGCUCUUGUGGAGCAGUUCCUGACAAGGUCGACACCUGCUGCGUCGAGACCUACGGUGGCCUUGUUAUGGCCACUCAGUUCUGGAACACCUACACUGGCCUGGAGAGCGAGGGACAAAAGUUGCCUCAAGACUCGUGGGGCAUCCACGGCCUCUGGCCCGACUUUUGCAACGGCUCAUACACCCAGUACUGCGAUCUCAAGCGCCAAUACGACCCUCUUCCUUCGCCCAACACCACCAAUGGCAAGCCCGACGGUACUCCCGUCCCUGCUUACAACGGUACCUCCAUCGACAAGUUCAUCACUCCUUUCGAGAGAUUUGACCUUCUGGAGUACAUGAACAAGUUCUGGAUCGCUCUGGGAACCCCCAACUGGGUCCUCUGGGCCCACGAGUUCUCCAAGCACGCCACCUGCUUCAGCACCUUUGACGUCGAGUGCUAUGGCCCCAAGUACCAAGAACACGAGGAGCUCGUCGACUUCUUCGAGACCGUCGUCCACUACUACAAGGAGACUCCGACCUGGAAGUGGCUGGCUGAGAAGGACAUCAAGCCUUCCAACACCACCGCCUACUCGCUGUCCGACAUCCAGGCCGCCUUGACCGAGGGCCACGGCGCCAUCCCCUACCUCGGAUGCAGCGGUCCCCGCUACAACACCACCGAGGCAGGCAAGGGCUCCCUCGACAAUGGCUUCACCCAGCUUGGCGAGGCCUGGUAUUACUUCCACGUCUACGGCAGACCCCAGCGCGGCGAUGGAAUUCCUGUUGCCGCUGACAGCAACGGCGGAAGCGUUUCCAACUGCGCCAAGGCUGAGGGUGCAAUCUGGUACUAUGAGCGCUCCGAGGGAUCGGUGCAGUAA